Messenger RNA from Danaus chrysippus (African queen), 417 nucleotides. NCBI's taxonomy places the organism in Eukaryota, Metazoa, Arthropoda, Insecta, Lepidoptera, Nymphalidae. The record is from the annotation of a GenBank genome assembly.
AUGGUAUUUAAUAAAUCUUAUUCUAUUGUAGAUGGAGGUGGAGCCCAUACAAGUGAAGACAGCUGUGACCCUCAGGAGUUGAAGGUGUGUGUAGACGGAAUACCUCGUACUGCAGUUGGUCUGCCACGGACCAGGGAAGAACUGGAUAAACAUUGUCUUGCAUAUCAGACGGGUAUGUCAUGUAUGGACACGUGGAUCAAGAGAUGUCUACCGACGGAUGGACAGGAGAUCAUUCAACAGAAGAUCGGUGGAGCCCGGGCUCUCAUGACAUAUUUAUGUACCAACGAUACGGCUCUACGGAGAGACAUCCUGAAGGAGCCGUCGUGUUGGUCGCUGGUGUCAUCGGACUGGUCUGUUAUGAUUGCGAGGAAAUCUGAUGAAAGAUUUGCUACAGAUAAAUUGAAUGAAUUGCUAUAA